GUUACCCAGCUUCCUUUAUGGAGGGCUGUUGCGCACUUCCGGUGGAAGCGCUGAGGAGAGGGGGCGGAGUUUACGGAGCCGGUGGGCGGUGGGCGGUGCUGCCGGUAGCUGGGUGCUGUCCAAAGGCACUGGGCGUCGCUAGGGGAGGGAGCUGUGACCGGCUGGGCCGCACUUAGCGUGGGACGAAGCUUAGGCUACUGUUUGACUACCUGAGGCCUUCCCUUCAUGUCGGCCCUCGAGAAGAGCAUGCACCUCGGCCGCCUGCCCUCUCGCCCACCUCUCCCCGGCAGCGGGGGCAGUCAGAGCGGAGCCAAGAUGCGAAUGGGCCCUGGAAGAAAGCGAGACUUUUCCCCUGUUUCUUGGAGUCAGUACUUUGAGUCCAUGGAAGAUGUAGAAGUAGAGAAUGAAACUGGCAAGGAUACUUUUCGAGUUUACAAGAGUGGCUCAGAGGGUCCUGUCCUACUCCUUCUGCAUGGAGGAGGCCAUUCUGCCCUUUCCUGGGCUGUGUUCACGGCGGCGAUCAUUAGUAGGGUUCAGUGUAGGAUUGUGGCUUUAGAUCUGCGAGGUCAUGGUGAAACAAAAGUCAAGAAUUCUGAAGACCUGUCUGCAGAAACAAUGGCAAAGGAUGUUGGCAAUGUGGUUGAAGCUAUGUAUGGGGACCUCCCUCCUCCAAUUAUGCUGAUUGGACAUAGUAUGGGGGGUGCUAUUGCAGUCCACACAGCAUCAUCUAAUCUGGUGCCAAGCCUCCUGGGUCUCUGUAUGAUUGACGUUGUAGAAGGUACAGCCAUGGAUGCACUUAAUAGCAUGCAGAAUUUCUUACGCGGUCGUCCUAAAACCUUCAAGUCUCUGGAGAAUGCCAUUGAAUGGAGCGUGAAGAGCGGUCAGAUUCGAAAUUUGGAGUCAGCCCGUGUCUCAAUGGUUGGCCAAGUCAAACAGUGUGAAGGAAUUACAAGUCCGGAAGGCUCAAAAUCUAUAGUGGAAGGAAUCAUAGAGGAAGAAGAAGAAGACGAAGAAGGAAGUGAGUCCAUAAAUAAGAGGAAAAAGGAAGAUGACAUGGAGACCAAGAAAGACCAUCCGUACACUUGGAGAAUUGAACUGGCAAAAACAGAAAAGUACUGGGAUGGCUGGUUCCGAGGCUUAUCUAAUCUCUUUCUAAGUUGUCCUAUUCCUAAAUUGCUGCUCUUGGCUGGUGUUGAUAGAUUGGAUAAAGAUCUGACUAUUGGCCAAAUGCAAGGAAAGGUCCAGGAUAAUUGGGAUGCAAAGGGUUGUAAACUAUGUUUAAAAGACAGCAUGGUGAGGUGACAAAAGCAAAGACUCGGAGGUUGGGAGUACUACUACUUUCCUACUCAUUUUAUGACCCCAGGCAAGUUGCUUGACCUGCCUUAGCUUUAGUUUUCUCAGUCUAUAAAAUGAGAACGUGGAUGGCAGCUUCACAGGGAUCAUAAAGUAUAAUGAGUAAAAGAGCGACAUAUUGUGCUCAGGUCCAGGUGUGUUGGCCAGAUGGAAGUGGAGGCUGUGGGAACAGUUUUGUGGAGGCUCUUGCUUUAGUAUGGGUGAAAGACUUGAUAAAGGUGAAGUCAAUAGGCAUUGGCGUCUUUCGGGUUAUGGGAAGAAGAGGUGCUAACUCCAAAGCCAAGGUUUCAGGCUUAAGCAGAUUCUGUUCUUGACCUUCCUUUUUUUUCCUACUUUCUCUCUCUGGGCAAUCUCAUGGCUUUUAUUUACAUCCCGAUAACUCCCAAAGCUAAAUGUCCAACUCAUACCUCUCUCCUGAGCUUCAGACCUGCCCCAUGUAUAAAACCUAUUGGACAGCUCUACUUGGAUGUUUAUGAUCUCAAACUAUUCUUUUAGCUGUCCUCAGGCUCUCCACAGAAAAGGGGGCUAUAUUCCUUUACAACAGUUGUUCAAAGGCUCCUGAAUGAUUUAUCACAUUCUGGACCCAGGCACUCCUACCCUACCCCUCCUCCAACCACAUAAUAUCCUGAAGCCUGGAGGAAGAUCAUGGACUGGGACUGUAUGAGUUUUAUAGCACUGAUGUUGGUAAUUCUGAGUUUAGACAUCUUUCCUUAAAUUCAAUUCAAGCAAACCUUUCCUAAGCAGUCUUUCUGUGUAAGACCUAUGCUUGAUGCUGGACAGACAAAAGAAUCAGAUAUGGCCCCUGAGACUAUCUGAAAGCAGUUGAUCUGGACUGGAGUAGCAUUUGAAACCAUUGUUGAUCACCAGCUCUGGAAUCAAACAGUGCUGGCUUUGAGUCACUGUUACUAGUGUUGUGGCCUGAGUGAAUUGCUAACUUCUUUAAUCCUGAGUUUCUUCAUCUAUAAAAUAAAUAAUGCCAUAUCUCAGUACAUUUGUAUGGUGUUUAAAUGCGAAAAUGUGUGUGAAGUAAGAGUCUGACAAAUGAUAGCUUCGUUAUAUCCAGGAAGUACUACUCAUGAUUCCUCAUUAGAUGCCCUGUUAUUUCCCUAGUAAGGAUUAUGCCAAGACUACCUUCUCUUUCAGAGCAUCCCAUGAGUAUAGAAAGUAAAUGGCUGGAGUGAGGGACAUCCCAUAAGACAAAGGGAGAUGGCCAAAUUGGCAUAGAUUCCAAACCACAGCCUUCCCAGCAGUGUUUAAACCUGAAUUAGUUAGAGAUUCCUAGAAACCUAGCACUCAUUCGUGAUGCAACCUGGGUAAAUAAUUUAGGCUGUCUGAACCUAAGGUUCUUUAUCUGUAAGAUGAAAGGGAAAGGUUUGGAAAUAUACCCACUUCAUAGAAUAAUUGUGAGGAUUACCCAUAAUCGUUAUUUUAUGUGUACUAGGCAUAAUGUUGUUAGUGUGUGUGAGUUCUCUGAUUCUUUAUACCCACUUUUCCAAAGAGGAACAAAAAUUCAUCCCUAGACAUCAAGCCCAGGGUGUUUGGAGUUGUAAGUGUUAUCAGGUCAUUCACUCAAUUAUCCAUUCAACACUUACUAAGCACUUACUCAAUGGCUAGCCCUGUGUUGGGCUCUAUUGAUAUUAGGCCCUGUUCUUAGCAGAAAUGAUAUACUCCUAGGGAGGCAAGUACCAGUGGCAUAUAAAAUAUAAGCUUACAGAACAAGCAGGGCACAAGCUGCUCUGUGUUUGAACCCAAAUGUGUUAGCUGUAGUGUAUUAGGAGAUACAAGAGAGUGGGAACUAGGGUAGACUAGGCUGGAGCACCCAGGGGCAGACUACUGCAAGAGGAAGGGCCUAAGCUGGGCCUUACUGAAUACAAUGGUUUUAGUUCCUCUACGAAUUAAAUAAGCAGCCUUGGGCAAAUCACUUCACUAACCUAGGUAUUUCAUCAUCUCAGAAAAGAAUUUCAGUAUUUCUCCUAUUCAAUUUUAUAGGGUAGAUUUGAGAAUCAACUUAAAAAAUGGAGAGAAGGGGGGCGCCUG
Molecule: messenger RNA, 3390 nt
Organism: Ailuropoda melanoleuca (giant panda)
Lineage: Eukaryota; Metazoa; Chordata; Mammalia; Carnivora; Ursidae
Gene: PPME1
Product: protein phosphatase methylesterase 1
Exons: 12
Coding region: 226-1302 (358 amino acids)
Biological process (GO): protein demethylation
Molecular function (GO): protein methylesterase activity
Source: RefSeq, a predicted model, not a curated record